Molecule: messenger RNA, 1328 nt
Organism: Micromonas pusilla CCMP1545
Lineage: Eukaryota; Viridiplantae; Chlorophyta; Mamiellophyceae; Mamiellales; Mamiellaceae
Exons: 2
Coding region: 1-1266 (421 amino acids)
Biological process (GO): dephosphorylation; tRNA wobble uridine modification
Molecular function (GO): tRNA 2-selenouridine synthase activity
Source: RefSeq, a predicted model, not a curated record
AUGGAGGCGUUCGCCGCGGGCGUGCGGCGGACGAUCAAGCGCGCGGAGGCGUCCGUGGACGACGUCGUCCGCGCCGCGCGUCGCGGAGACAUCGUCCUCGACGUGCGAUCGCCCGGGGAGUACGCGCGCGGGCACAUCCCGGGCGCGACGUCGAUGCCGCUGUUCACGGACGACGAGCGAGCGAAGGUCGGGAUCGCGUUCGCGAAGCAAGGAAGAGGCGUCGCGAUGGUCCUCGGCAUGAAAGCGACGCGACCGAAGCUGGAGGACAUCAUCGCGACGGCGAGCGCGUUGGUGGAGGAGAGAAAGAAGAUCCGCGACCGCGAUGGCGGCGACGGCGAGAGAGGAGGCGCGACGACCGCCGUGUACGUGCACUGCUGGCGCGGCGGGAUGCGGUCGUCGAGCGUCGCGUGGUUCCUUCGCCGGUCGCUCGCCGACCGCGGCGUCGACGUUCGCGUGAUGCGCGGGGGGUACAAAGCGUUCCGGCGGUGGGCGUCGCCGCCGCGCGGUCCCAACGUAUGCAUCGUCGGUGGACGCACGGGGGUGGGUAAAACGCGCGCGCUUCUGGCGUUACGCGACGCCGGCGAGCAGGUCAUCGACCUCGAAGGCCUCGCGUCGCACAGCGGAAGCGCGUUCGGGUGGGUGGGACGACCGCCGGAGCAGCCGACGUCGGAGCACUUUUCGAACCUCGUGGCGUGCGCGUGGGCGGGAUCGAGACCGUCCCCGCGUUGGGUGUUCAUCGAGGACGAAGGCCCGCACGUCGGGAAGUGUUCCGUGGACCCGGGGUUGUUUCAUCGCAUGCGCCACGCGCCGCUGGUCGUGAACGUCGUCGCGCCGUCGGAGGUUCGGUUGCGCGUGCUCGUCGAGGACUACGCGUCGGAGGAACACCGCGCGGCGCCCGGGUGGUUGGAAUCGAUGACGGAGUCGCUCGAGAAGUUACAAAAACGGCUCGGUGGCGAGCGUUGUAAUUCGCUCGUGACGCGGUUGCGGAGUGGCGACUACACCGCGGUCGCGGAGGGCCUUUUAGAGUACUACGACGACCUGUACGACAGACACCUGGGGAAGAAAAGAGUGGAGAAGGGCGCGAUCAAGACGAUCGCCGCAGAGACGCAAAAGCCCCGGGGCGGGGUGCAGAAGAUCGUCAACGCGCUGCCGGUGGGGGAAGCGCGCGACGGGAGGCACCCCGACGCGCUGGACGUCGACGCGCUCGUGAUGGAUAUCUUGAAAACGGUGCGCGCGUUCGAGGAGGAGGACGCGUCCGUUCCGUAAAGUCGCGCGCCGUAUUCGUAGCUCUAAGAUAUUUCUCUCAUCGUAGACGACGAGACUUUCCC